Acyrthosiphon pisum (pea aphid) is the source of this 2095-nucleotide messenger RNA. Its product is annotated as methyltransferase-like protein 25. The transcript is spliced from 6 exons. The coding region runs from base 574 to 2064 and encodes 496 amino acids. The record is from RefSeq and is a predicted model, not a curated record. NCBI's taxonomy places the organism in Eukaryota, Metazoa, Arthropoda, Insecta, Hemiptera, Aphididae.
GGCAUUCACCACUGAUAUAAAGUUACUAUAUCUGUGGCAUUCACCAUUCACCAAAGAACAAACGUGGUAUCAAGAAGCAAAUACUAAUAAUAUGAUAUAUUAUCUUAUAUUCGUAUAACGAAUGUCCAUGUAACGAAAUAAAUAAGAGAAGAUUAUAAUGAAUGCCAAUAAAAGUUUUGACUAUGAUCAUAUUAUUGACGAAUUACUGAUGAGCGAAAACUAUACAGCUGAAAAAUAUUAUAUUGAAGGAACUGAGAAAUCUUCUAAAAAUGCAUACAGUGAAGGUUUUACCAUUGGUUUUCAAAAAGGUUUUGAUAUUGGAUUAGAAAUUGGUUUCUAUGCUGGGAUUUUAAUUGGUAUAAAAAAAUUACUCAAAUCAAAAAUAAUUAUUCUUUCUGAUAAAGAACUUAACAUUUUACAAAAACUUUCAAACUUAAUUGAAUUAUUUCCUCAGAUAAAUGAUAAAAAUGUUGAUAUCAUUGAACAAUAUAAUGAACUAAAAGGAUUAUACAAAAAAUUUUGUUUCAAUUUAAAAAUUAAAGAUUUAGACAAAAGGGUUCUCAAUUUUUCAAAAUGGAACAAUUAAGAUCUAAAUUAGAAGAAGUUAUUAUUUAUUUAAAACCAUAUUUACCUAUUGCCAAUAGCCAUGUAGUUAAUUUUAUUACCCAUAAUUUUUGGGAAACUAUAAUACCUCGUGAUAUACAGGAAGAAAUUGAUUUAAAAGGUACAGAAUUCGUGUUUUCAAAUUUUUGGUCGGAAAAUCAAAUUCCUGAUUCUCUUACACAUUUUGUUACUUCUACAAAAUAUAACAACUUAAAUUCUUAUCCGAGUAGUUGUUAUAUGAAAUUAGAUGAUGCAUAUAAUGUACUUAAAUCUUGGGGUUAUAAGCCUAUGAAUAAUUCACUUAAUUUAAAAGAAUUUAUGGGUGCUAAGAAAAUGCAUGAAGUAGAAGUUAUGGCCAAAUUAGUGGCAGAUUUUUCUAAGUAUGCUGGUACCGACGUUAUAAUUGAUAUUGGAGGUGGAAAAGGAUAUUUAAGUUCCCUCUUAGCUUUAGCUUACAAUUUCAAUGUGCUUGGUAUCGAUUCACAAUCAAUCAAUUCUGAAGGCGCUAGAAAUCGAACAAUCAAAUUUGAGAAAUAUUGGCAGUCCAUUAAAAAAAAAUCAAACAACUUUCCUGAAGAAAAACUAACGCCUCCAAUAAUAAAAGAAAAACUUGAUACCUAUGAAGAAUAUUAUGAAAAAUACAGCAGAAAAUCAGCUGUGCUGGGUAGUACCUAUAAACAAAUUACAGAAUAUGUUACUGAGAAUACCAACAUUGCUCAUUUAGCUCAAACUGAAUUUGAAGUAAAUAACAAAGAAGAGUUUACUUUAAUUGGACUACAUACGUGUGGUUCUUUAGGUACUACAUGUUUAAAAUUAUUUACUGAACCUAAAAAUAAUUUAAAACUUUUGGUGAAUGUUGGUUGUUGUUAUCAUUUAAUUGAGGAAGAAUUCACCAAUGAUCCAUUUUGGGAUGAUAUUGAAAAUGAAUUAAAUAAAAAUGAAUCUUAUGGUUUUCCUGUAAGUAAUUGUCUAAGAGAAAAAAAAUUUCAACUUGGGCGUGAUGCAAGAAUGUGUGCAUCUCAAUCACCUGAUAAAUUUUUUAAUUCUAAAGACAUAAUAAAUUCAACAAAACCACUAUUCUACAGAGCCUUAUUACAAGUUUAUUUAGUACAAGAACUUGGGCAUGACAAUAUUAGUAGAUGUCAUGUUGGACGAUUAGCACAUAAAUGUUUGACUUUUAAUGAAUACGUACAUAAAGCUGUAAAACGAUUACAAUUAAAUAUUGAGAUUGACAAUGAAAAAAUAAAUGCGUUUUAUGAUAAAUAUCUGAUUGAAUAUGAACGAUUAAAAGUAUUUUUUAUUUUAAAACAAGCAUUAGCUCAAGUUAUUGAAGGACUUAUUAUAAUGGAUAGAUUACUGUACCUCCAUGAGCAGGGAAUUAAUGAAGCUUUUGUCGCCAAACUUUUUGAUCCAUUAUUAUCUCCUAGAAAUCAUGCAAUUAUUGCAUUAAAAAAAAACUAAACUUAAAUAAAAAUAAAGAUUAUACUUUACA